UGUAGAUCCCCUCACAGGACAUGCAGUCAGGACUAUGGCACAUCUGGAAACAUAUUCAGCAUGAGUGAUGUUCUGCACUCUUUAUAUUUAGUCUAUUAGUCGUGAUCAUCAUUGUGUUCUUGUGAUGCUAGAUUUGUUUUCCCGGUGGAUAUUGCGAUGAAUGACUGCAGUGGCUGUAAUGGUUGCUAAAACACUGUUGCAGGAAGUCCUCCACUCGCUGUGAAAUAUCCAGACUAGACUGAUAGUGUUCAUGGGACACAUUUCACUGGCAAAACUUUUAAAAUUGCAAUGAAACAGCUGGGUAUAAAGCACAAACUCGCAUUGCUCAAAGUAGGAGGCAGCUGAGACACAAAAUGAAUGUCUGAAGACUUUACAGAGAGCUCUUGUUGAGAAACAUGGAGCAGGAUGGACCCCCCAUUUAAUCAGUGUUUCACCAGAAGUACUGGAUCACAAAAUAGUGCCAGAUUUUUUUCUUGUUGAGGCUUUUUAUCAUUUCAUUUGUAAAGGUUACUGCUGAACUUUCAAAAAAAUAAAAAAAAAAAAUUAAAAAAGUACCAGGACUGUAACCACCAUAGACAAUGAUACCAUCGUAGAGGAUGCACUUCCCCCAGAUUACUGGUCGGCAAAUAUGGUUAAAAAAAAAACAAUUACUGCAUUUUCUCUUCUGUAACAUGCCUGUCGGGGAUCAAGACAAACCCUGGGCUCCUCAUUUCACCUACAAGCACUGCAAAAAACUCUAGAAGAUAAGAUGGACAAUUAUUGCUCGGAAUGUUAUGUUACAACAUUUUUUAAUUUUUAAAAUUGUAAAAAAAAAAAUAAAAAGUUUUAAUGUUUUACAAUUUUCAAUGUUAUUGAAAAAAUAUAUCAUAUAUGAAAAAUGUUUUUUGUAGGAUGGUACAGAGGGGAAAAGAGAGCCAUGAAGUUCGCUGUCCCAAGAAUUUGGCGGGAACCCACUGACCACUCAAGCAACUGCUACUUCUGCAUGGUGGACCCUUCCAAAUGUCGGACUGGCAAGAAUGCACCUGCUAUCACGUAUCUGGACCUUCCUUCAUCCAUCGCCCCGGUGCCACACUGCUAUGAGCUCCCCGUACCCACUCCUCCGGAGAGAGAACAGCCGUCUUUAGAAGAGAGCAGCAAGUCAGAGAGCGAGGAAGAUGUUGCAGAUCAAGAUGACAAUUUCAGAGGUGGAGCUGAGGAGAGAAACCCAUACUACCCCAACCAAAAAGACCUCAACAACUUGAUUAGAGAUCUUGGUCUCACCAAGUCCAAUGCUGAGCUUUUGACGUCUAGGCUCAAGCAGUGGAACUUGUUGGAUGAAAGUGUGCAAGUCACAGAUCAGAGGAAGCGUCACCAACCUUUUUCCAGCUUCUUCACCUGUCAAGAUGGGCUCUGCUUCUGCCAUAAUGUGACCAGUCUAUUCGAGGCAAUCGGAAUUGCCUGUAACCAGAAUGAGUGGCGCCUCUUCAUAGACAGCUCAUCCAGGAGCCUCAAAGCCGUGCUGCUUCAUAAUGGUGAAGUUCUGGCUCCAUCUCCUGGCGGCUCUAUGAAUCGCAUGCGAUUGUGACGCCCUCUACCGGCAGUGCUUUGAAUCGCUCGAUGUUCCGGCGCCCUCUGCUGGCAGCUCCGUUGAACAGUCGAAGCUGAACCCUUUGCUUCCUGCAGUGCGUCUGCUAUCAGUGGAAGAUGGCGACCAGAGUCCUUCAGAGCGGUUGCUCCGGCCUUUAUCAGGCUACAAACACCGCCCGGACGAAAGGACAUACUGCUGUUAUCAGGGCUCUGUCAGCAUCUAGUAAUCGAACUCGAGAAGACAGCUGGUUUAAAUCUCUAUUUGUUCGAAAGGUGGACCCUAGAAAGGACGCUCACUCCCAUCUGUUAGCCAAGAAAGAGGAUAACAACUUAUAUAAAAUACAAUUUCACAAUGUGAAACCUGAAUGUCUCGAGGCGUACAACAAACUCUGUGAUGAGGUGUUGCCAUCCAUCCAUAAUGAUAAGCAUUACCCGUGUGAGCUGGUGGGCACAUGGAAUACCUGGUAUGGAGAACAAGACCAGGCUGUGCACUUGUGGCGGUACAGAGGAGGAUAUCCAGCUCUCACUGAAGUCAUGGGUAAACUGAGGAAAAACCAGGAAUUCAUGGAUUACAGAAAAGAGAGAGGAAAGAUGCUCCUCUCCCGCAGAAAUCAGCUGCUGCUGGAGUUCAGUUUCUGGAAUGAACCGGUUCCCAGAGACGGACCCAACAUAUAUGAGCUGCGCUCCUACCAGCUCAGACCUGGGACCAUGAUUGAAUGGGGCAAUUAUUGGGCUCGAGCGAUUGGCUACCGGCAGCACAACCGUGAGGCUGUUGGCGGGUUCUUCUCUCAGAUUGGAAGCCUCUAUAUGGUGCAUCACCUCUGGGCAUACAAAGACCUGCAGUCCAGAGAGCAUACGAGAAAUGCUGCGUGGCAACAGGAGGGCUGGGAUGAAGCCGUCUAUUAUACUGUUCCCCUCAUUCAGCACAUGGAGUCCAGAAUAAUGAUCCCGUUGAAGGCGUCACCACUGCAGUAAUGAAGCCGACGACAUCGUCACCGUUAAAGCUAGGGACCGGACCACGACAUCGGACACUGCCGUGAUCGGUUUCAUUUUCAUGAUGCCAACCAAAUUAAUUUACAGAAUGUUCGUUCUGAUCUUAAAAUUACCCAAAAUUUGAACCAGCAAACUAAACUUAAUUUGUGGCUAUAACUGUUUUGUGUUGUGAUAUUUGUUUAUUAAUGAUUUUUGUCUCUUCUGUAUGCUUAUCUAAAGUAAGAUUUUAUAUAGUCACUAUGGCAAGCCAAAUUGACCUUUAAUCAUGUGCAGGAUAUAUGACUUAUUUCACUCUUGUUCAAAACAGAAUUAUAGAUAUCUAUAUUUUCUUACUAGUUGAAAUGACAAAUAUACAUAUCAGCAAUGUACUAGUAAAAUAUAUUUAAAAAAAAUUAUCAAUAGUUACAUUAAGUGCAAAUGUCCAUUCCUAUAAUCAAUCAAUAAUGAAAUUACAACUAGUAAAAGUCUAAUAUCAGUAAUAUGGUUUUCACAAGUGGCAAUCUUAAUUUCAGAUUCCUGUAUUGUGAUUGCAACCAGUAAGAAUGCCUUUUAAUAUCCAUAAUUACUCUUCAAAAUCCAUUUCCAGAUGUCUGAUAUACAGAUGUUAAACUGAAAAUAGCAUUUUUGAUAUGAAGAAUUGGUAUUUCCAUCAGUAAUGAGUUACUUUUGAUAUUUAACUUUUAACUAGUGAAAACCUAAUUACUAAUAUCAAAAAAUUAGCUUUCUGAUAUUAGUCAGUAAUACCAUUACUGAUUUGAAGUAUUAGCAUUUUAACUAGUGAAAAUUGAAUUGUAGUUUUCUAUAAUUCAUAACCUGCACGAGAUUAAAUGUCAAAAGGGCUUGCCAUAUAGUCACAGCCUAUUGGUAAGGUUUGAAAAACAAGCAAGUUUUAGUUGAAAGAUCUGAAGGAUAUAAAAGUAUUAAAAUAUAUCUAAUUGCCAUAAUAUAAGAGUGCAACGUGUUAUUUUUGCAUCCUACAGUUCAGUAGACUAUUCCUCUUGGAUUUAACCUUUCAAAUUUGCAAAAUACGGCUUGGCUUUGUUGAAUAUUGUCAGAAAGCAAACGCACACUACUGAGAAAGCACUUUGAAUGUGCUUGACGUUCACAGAGGCUAAUUUAUUCAUAUAUAUUUAUUGCAUAUUUAUUUGCUGUAAAAAUAAAUUGAGAGGAGAGAAUUUCAGGUUUUAAAAACCAAUUAUGACAGCCAAAUCUAUGCUACAUACUUAAUGUACAUUAAAAGAUUCACCAUACAAAUGUACCAUGUUUGUUAAGAAAAAUAUCCAAAAGAUGCAUUCAACCUCAGUAUUUGUUUUGUAUUUCUAAUGCAUCACUUUCUAAGUAGAAAAUGUCUGCUUUUGAAAUGCCAUUUGAUUUAUUUUUUUGUCUUGUGUAUUGUUUCAGGUUUAUCCUGAUUUGAUCAGACUUGUAUCUUACUAACUGAUUUUGAUUGUUUUCUCUGUGAUUGUGACAUGUCCCAUUUACUGUCCACUUCUGCCUUGCAGAAGUAACUGACUAAAGGGCAUUUGACAGCACAAUAUCUUUAAAACAAAAUAAAAAAAAAAACUAACUAUUCAAUAAA
This is a messenger RNA of Myxocyprinus asiaticus (Chinese sucker), 4138 nucleotides long. RefSeq names its product protein NipSnap homolog 2-like. The coding region runs from base 1684 to 2541 and encodes 285 amino acids. Gene Ontology annotation, cellular component: mitochondrion. NCBI's taxonomy places the organism in Eukaryota, Metazoa, Chordata, Actinopteri, Cypriniformes, Catostomidae. The record is from RefSeq and is a predicted model, not a curated record. The transcript is spliced from 11 exons.